Molecule: messenger RNA, 812 nt
Organism: Gigantopelta aegis
Lineage: Eukaryota; Metazoa; Mollusca; Gastropoda; Neomphalida; Peltospiridae
Product: EEF1A lysine methyltransferase 2-like
Exons: 6
Coding region: 81-770 (229 amino acids)
Biological process (GO): peptidyl-lysine dimethylation; peptidyl-lysine monomethylation
Cellular component (GO): cytoplasm
Molecular function (GO): protein-lysine N-methyltransferase activity
Source: RefSeq, a predicted model, not a curated record
AUAUAAUAUUGUUUUUGUACUUCCGGUUACUCAGUCUAUUUUGAACAAGUUGAUUAAAGUUUAAGACCUUAGUGCUCCAAAUGGCAAAAGAAACAAACGAACUUUCAAGCAACAUUGAUUUUACUCCAUCUGUUCUUGGAACUAAGUCAUAUUGGGAUUCUACAUACGAUCGUGAAUUAAAAACCUACAAAGACAUUGGAGAUGUUGGUGAAAUAUGGUUUGGAGAAGACCGUCAGAAUCGUGUGGUGGACUGGAUAGAACAAAGUUCUGUACAGAUGUCAGAUCCAGUUAUUGACCUAGGUUGUGGAAAUGGAAUUAUUCUUACUGAGAUGAGAAGACUGGGUUUUACUGACCUGACAGGUGUUGACUAUUCACAGGGGGCCAUUGAUCUUGCAGUGCAAAUUGCAAAUGCCGAAGGCUUUCCCGAUAUUAAAUAUCAGGUGGUAGAUAUACUGUCGGACAUCAAUACUGGGUGUCCCACUUGUUUGAGUAGACAGUACAAAGUGUGUAUUGACAAGGGCACAUAUGACGCCAUCUGCUUAAUGCCGGAUGGUGCCGACAAGGGCAGACAGUUCUACAAGAGAAAUGUGAAAUCAUUACUGCAAAACGAUGGACUCCUUGUGAUCACUUCAUGUAACUGGACAAAGGAUCAGCUGGUGUUAUUUUUUGAAACAGAUUUUGAACUUUUUGAUGAAAUCAAAACUCCCUCUUUUCAAUUUGGGGGCAAGACUGGAAACACAGUGACAUCUUUAAUAUUCAAAAGAAAAUGACAAUAUUUUAUAGUUAUUUGCAAAAUAAAAGUCUGUAUCAGG